GGAGAGUCGUUCAACUAGCCCGUCGGAAGAAGAAGAAGUAACCCUGCCAACUUUUACCUGUUUAGCAGUUUGAUGGCGAAAAACUCUCCGUCCGAUCACCUGCUCUUGUACAGUUGCAUAGUAUUUAUCAUCGUUUCAGGUCGGCCGAUCUCAGCCGGCUUGGACCACCAAGAGUUGAAUACUUGGAUGCCGAUGAAAGCAGCAGCCAGCUGCCGCGGUUCAAUAGCAGAGUGCUUGGGCAGCGGCGAACUCAGCAUGGAUUCGGAGAUCAACCGGCGCAUAUUAGCGACCAGAAAUUACAUAAGCUACGGUGCUCUGCAGAGGAACACCGUUCCAUGCUCUCGCCGGGGUUCUUCCUACUACAACUGCCAGCCUGGUGCUGAAGCAAACCCCUACACCCGCGGUUGCAGCGCCAUUACUCGUUGCCGGAGUUAAAAAGCCUCUUCUUUUUUUCUUCGCUUCUCUAUCUCUCUUCCGUAUUUUAAGUACGGAGCAGCACCAUUAUUCGUUGUAGUAGUUACUA
Coffea arabica (coffee) is the source of this 523-nucleotide messenger RNA. RefSeq names its product rapid alkalinization factor. Gene Ontology annotation, biological process: calcium-mediated signaling. The record is from RefSeq and is a predicted model, not a curated record. NCBI's taxonomy places the organism in Eukaryota, Viridiplantae, Streptophyta, Magnoliopsida, Gentianales, Rubiaceae. Gene Ontology annotation, cellular component: plasmodesma.